Messenger RNA from Vitis vinifera (wine grape), 1281 nucleotides. RefSeq names its product NAP1-related protein 2. Gene Ontology annotation, molecular function: histone binding; chromatin binding. NCBI's taxonomy places the organism in Eukaryota, Viridiplantae, Streptophyta, Magnoliopsida, Vitales, Vitaceae. The transcript has 10 exons. Gene Ontology annotation, cellular component: chromatin; nucleus. Bases 310 to 1077 code for a protein of 255 amino acids. Gene Ontology annotation, biological process: nucleosome assembly. The record is from RefSeq and is a predicted model, not a curated record.
CCGACCACCGAAACCCUCGGUUAGUCCGUCAUUUCCAAGGGGCAGCCCCAAAUCAGCGGCUCUCGGAAAAAAAAUCAGAUUUGCAUUUACCGGGUCCCACCGCCAAACGAGAAUGAAACUACGCAAUAUACACUUGUCAUAUAAAUAUCCAGAAAGUACCUCAACAUGAAACCCCCUCUGCCGCUUUGUCUCGGACCCGAACUCUCCACCAAAACGAAGAAAAAAGGGUUCUCUACUCUUCUCUCUUUCUCUCUCCAUUCCCCUUUCAAUUUUCCCUCACUUUCCUUAGAAAGUUAGGGCGCUCUCGAUAUGGUCGCCGACAAGGGAAAGAAAUCCAAGGUCUCGGACCGGAUUGUCGAGGACGAUGCCGAUCACAUUGAUGGCGAGCUCGUUCUCUCCAUCGAGAAGUUGCAGGAGCUCCAGGAUGAGCUCGAGAAGGUUAAUGAAGAAGCAAGCGACAAAGUAUUGGAAGUUGAGCAGAAGUACAAUGAGAUACGCAGGCCUGUUUAUGUUAAACGGAAUGAGAUCAUCAAAUCUAUCCCCGACUUUUGGUUGACCGCUUUCUUGAGUCAUCCUGCGCUCUGUGAUCUUUUGAGUGAGGAAGACCAAAAGAUUUUCAAGUAUUUGGAUUCUCUGGAGGUGGAAGAUUUUAAAGAUGUGAAGUCAGGAUACUCAAUCGCAUUUAAUUUCAACCAGAAUCCCUAUUUUGAAGAUACAAAGCUUACGAAAACCUUUACAUUCUUUGAUGAGGGAACAACUAAGAUAACCGGAACAGCUAUCAAGUGGAAGGAGGGCAUGGGCGCUUCUAAUGGAGUUAAUCAUGACAAGAAAAACAAAAGACCCUUUGCUGAGGAGAGCUUCUUUGCUUGGUUCAGUGAAACUCAACAGAAAGAUAUUAUGGAAGGGCUUCAGGAUGAGGUGGCAGAAAUAAUUAAGGAGGACCUGUGGCCCAAUCCUCUCAAAUAUUUCAACAAUGCUGAUGAAGAGGAAUCUGACGGAGAUGAGGAUGACGAUGAGGAAAGGGGAGAUGAUGAGGACGAGGAGCCAGAUGACGAGGACGAAGCAGGUAAUGAGUAAGACAGCUGAACUCCUUAAACUGCCUUUUUCUUUUCAGUUGCUGUCACAGGUUUUGGUCGGAGAAAUGUGAAGCAAAAUUUCCAGUUAUCAUAGACAUUUUAGUUCAAGGAAAGACAAUUUAAACUCUUUUUUUAUGGUAGCCAUCUUGUAGCUAAAACAGACUGCUGCCAUGGUUAUUUAUCAGUCUUUUGGUUGAGUUGUUUA